AAACUUCGCGACUCCACUCUUUGAUCACUAUAAAUAAUCACCAAAGAUACAUUCCUAGCCACGCUAUACGGCUUACUAAGGCGCGCUAUUGACUGAUUAAAAGCUUUCUUGACCACUCAAGAAACCUGAUAGUCAAGGAAGGAGUAAAUCAAUUUUUUUUUUCUUAAGGGGGGGGUGAUACUUGUAAGGGGUUGAAAAUUUUUAAAUGGCGUUGAUCCCCAAGUUGUUUGGUGAUAUGUUGGCACCGUCUGGCUUGAGCGACGAGGCCAAGGGUAUGGUGAAUGCGCGGGUGGACUGGAAGGAGACCCCUGAGGCUCAUGCGUUCAAAGUUGAUCUUCCUGGACUGAAGAAAGAAGAGGUAAAGGUCGAGGUUGAGGACGGACGAGUUCUGGCGAUCAGCGGGGAAAGGGCGGCUGAGAAGGAAGACAAGAAUGACAAGUGGCACAGGGUUGAGAGGUCACGCGGCAGGUUCAUAAGGAAGUUUUUGCUGCCUGAAAAUGCUAAAGUUGAGGAGGUCAAGGCGAACAUGGAGUAUGGGGUCCUCACCGUCACCAUCCCUAAGCAGGAGGUGAAGAAGCCAGAGGUCAGGGCCAUUGAGAUCAGUGGUUGACCAUCACCAGGAUUACAAAUCCUUUACUGGCCUACUUGCGUUGCAUCUAACUUUCCAUGUAUGCAUGCCUUCAUGAUUCUCUGGAUAAAGCUGUUGCUCAAGUUUGGGCAUUGUUUGUUUCUGUCCUCUAAUUUUGUUUCAACAUGUCUCCGUUCUUAUACCGUAUGCUGGAAUGAAUGUAUAAUGCUCCGUGUGUAAUAAGGUUUGCGGUAAAAUAAAGGUUUAAUUACAUA
This is a messenger RNA of Coffea eugenioides, 843 nucleotides long. RefSeq names its product class I heat shock protein-like. Lineage: Eukaryota; Viridiplantae; Streptophyta; Magnoliopsida; Gentianales; Rubiaceae. The transcript has a single exon. The coding region runs from base 206 to 610 and encodes 134 amino acids. Gene Ontology annotation, biological process: response to hydrogen peroxide; protein complex oligomerization; response to heat. The record is from RefSeq and is a predicted model, not a curated record.